Molecule: messenger RNA, 1042 nt
Organism: Trachymyrmex septentrionalis
Lineage: Eukaryota; Metazoa; Arthropoda; Insecta; Hymenoptera; Formicidae
Exons: 5
Coding region: 348-824 (158 amino acids)
Source: RefSeq, a predicted model, not a curated record
ACCGACACACCGUUGAGAACAUGUAGCCUCGACUCCCUGCAUUUUAAGAGGAACCAUGGUUUAUACAAUUUAGACUUUUUUGCGUAACGCGGCGUCUAAACGAUUAUUUCAUUCCAUUAGUUGCGCGUAAAUAGAAAAGCUCUUGAGUAAAUCAUAGGUUAGAAAUCGAUGUUGAUGGAAGGAAAUCAAUGGGAAGGAUCCUAAAGUCUGCGUCACUACGUAUUGAAAGUUUUGGGCGUAAUAUGGCAUCUAAACGAUUAUUUGAUUCUAUUAGUUUGCGUGUAAAUGGAAAAGCUCUGAGUAAAUCAUAGAUUAGAAAUCGAUUUUGAUGGAAGAAAACCAAUGGAAUGGUCGCCACUGCUCUUGCGCUCAACAGAAAUCUGUGGUGCUUGUUCGCGCGAAACGUCAAAUUACAUUGCACGAUUCCUAGCCGAAAUGCCACCGCGUAUCUAUCUUCUUCCCGCAUAACAGAGCCGCAUCCGACAUGCACAGAACGCGGAGGAUGCGGGAACGUUCUCCACAGAUAUGUGACGAGCAAUAACUGGGAAAUAGCUAAAAAGUAUUCAAGAAACACACCAAGUCAAAAAGAAAGUCAAACUGACAUUUUCCGACGUCGUAAAGGCGAGGCGAAAAAAUUGAUUGCGAUGCGUCAGAGGCUUGACGUAAGUCGAAAAGCCUUUCGUCAAUCUUACUGUGAGAGGUUGCAUAAUAUCCGACUGAAGAACAAUCCAUGUGGAUAUACGCUCGGCUUAAUACCCCAUGUCUAUUGUCCUUCGUUGGCUUUGCUAUUAAACGGCGGGUCCGCGAGCGUAAACGCCGGGUGACAUCAUGUUCACUUUAAAAUCAGAUCCGAUCACGUUCUCGGGCGUUCAGAGGAAAAAGUAACGCUGGCGUCAUUACGUGAUUGCGAUAAUUAGCGAUCAAUCUGUAUCAAGUGAAUAUUUCAUGCCGUUUCAAUCGCGGCGUUUAAACGCGCUGGAAACGACGCUCUCUCGCGCUGCUUCGAUGAAGAGCAUCAUUAUACAAUAUAUGUCAUGGAAAG